Molecule: messenger RNA, 1038 nt
Organism: Babesia bigemina
Lineage: Eukaryota; Apicomplexa; Aconoidasida; Piroplasmida; Babesiidae
Exons: 3
Coding region: 1-1038 (345 amino acids)
Source: RefSeq, a predicted model, not a curated record
AUGCUAAUUGCCCAGUUGUUUCAGAAUCCUGGGUUGCUACGUCAUCUGCCAUUUCUUUGUUCCCGCCGUUUAUUCUCCGCUUCGCCGAUUGACGUGUUCAGCUUCGGCUACUCUGGCCGUACGGUAACCUUCGAAUUCCGUGGCGUCCCUUCGCUUUGUAAGAAGCGGUUGGGCACAACGGAUUACGUGUCCAACAAGAAGAUUGUAGAAGCCGCCGUGUCUGCAGUGCCAACAUGCGACUUGGUCGCUUUAGGUGUUGGUUCUCCUGAGUUGGACGUCAUCAGGCGUUACCUUGUGUUCGAAGAGUCCAAACAAUCCAAGAAUGCCAGUGUGCGUAAAUUCAAAGGCGCACGUCACCUGUUGAAUGGCUAUAGGCAGCACAUCCACGUGGUCACCGGUGCUGAUGCCGCUGGAAUUAAGGUCGUUGCCAUCGGCCGCAGCAAACGCUCGGAAGCUAUUAGUUUCGGCGAGGCUGCCACCGGUCACAAGUUUGAGUUACUGAGACUGUUAUCGCUAUAUCUGCGCAAGGGUGACGUGUUGAAAGUGCCCGAAAUCCGAGAGGACUUCAAGUUGGCUGCCCCGGCCAUAUACCAAGCGGUUGUAACCGAGGGCGCCGUCUACUGCCUUUGCCGUUUGCACGAGAGCAUUUACAAUAUCGACACUAUCACGUUGAGCCGUAGAAGGAAUGUGAAAGUCCUCGUGGUCGUGGACGAUUGGCUGGUGCGUGAGUUGGCGCACAUGGUGCGCAGAAAGCUGCCACAGCUCAUUGGGGAAAAUGCCCCCCCUGCAAGGGAAACGCUGGAAAACAUUGACAACCGCAGCAGCGCGGGUUGGAGGCGCUUUCUACUCCGCUUUGUUGUGCUUCCUCUGAUAGUUGUAGUCGGCACGGUGGGAUAUAAACUCUGCGUGCUGCUCGGCGCCCCCUUUAUGGACUGCGUUGCCCGUUUGAGCGGGCGAACAGCUUUGGGCAUUAGCGCAAGCCCCGAAAUGCAGCUCGGCAGCUCCAAGGCGCAAUCAUCUAACACAUCGAGGGACUGA